Messenger RNA from Merops nubicus (carmine bee-eater), 492 nucleotides. Its product is annotated as chromodomain-helicase-DNA-binding protein 1-like. Gene Ontology annotation, molecular function: ATP hydrolysis activity; DNA binding; ATP-dependent chromatin remodeler activity. Gene Ontology annotation, biological process: regulation of transcription by RNA polymerase II; nucleosome organization. The record is from RefSeq and is a predicted model, not a curated record. The annotation marks the transcript as partial. The transcript has 4 exons. Lineage: Eukaryota; Metazoa; Chordata; Aves; Coraciiformes; Meropidae. Gene Ontology annotation, cellular component: chromatin; nucleus.
GACUUCUGCUUUUUGCUGUCUACCAGAGCUGGAGGAUUAGGUAUUAAUUUGGCAUCUGCUGACACUGUAGUUAUAUUUGAUUCUGACUGGAAUCCACAGAACGAUCUGCAAGCGCAGGCUAGAGCUCAUAGGAUUGGACAGAAGAGACAGGUUAAUAUUUAUCGGCUAGUCACAAAAGGAUCAGUAGAAGAAGACAUUCUUGAAAGAGCCAAGAAAAAGAUGGUGUUAGAUCACUUAGUCAUUCAGAGAAUGGACACUACAGGGAAGACUGUACUACAUACAGGCUCUACUCCUUCCAGUUCAACACCUUUUAAUAAGGAAGAGUUAUCAGCAAUUUUGAAGUUUGGUGCCGAGGAACUUUUUAAAGAACCUGAAGGGGAAGAAGAGGAGCCUCAGGAAAUGGAUAUAGAUGAAAUACUGAAGAGGGCUGAAACUCGAGAAAAUGAGCCAGGCCCACUAACUGUAGGAGAUGAGCUGCUUUCACAGUUCAAG